AUGACAACUCCAGCUCCAGCUCCAGCCAAACAACCAGCUAAACAAGCACCAGCCAAAAAGAAUGAUGAAGAAGAUUUCGAUCCAUCAAUGUAUAAAGAAAAUCGUACUAAACAAUUAACAAGUGCUGAUAUUGGUGUUAACCCAUGGCCACAUAAAUUUGAAGUUUCACAUCAAUUACCAAAAUUUGUUGAAGAAUUUUCAGUUCUUGAAAAAGAUGGUGAACCAUCAACUCAAGUUGUAUCAAUUGCAGGUCGUGUUUUAAGUAAGAGAGCAGCAGGAUCAGGUUUAGUUUUCUACGAUAUCACUGGUGAGUUCAACAAAGUACAAGUUUUAGUUAACAAACGUGCAUACGCAUCAUGUGAAGAAGAUUACGUUAAAAUCAAUGGUCUCUUAAGACGUGGUGAUAUUAUUGGUGCCAAAGGUACACCAGGUCGUUCAAAGACUGGUGAACUUUCAUUAUUUGCCACAGAGGUUAUUUUAUUAUCACCAUGUUUACAUAUGUUACCAAAGGCAGCCUCAGGUUUAACAGACCCAGAAACCAGAUUCAGACAACGUUAUUUGGAUAUGAUUUGCAAUGAAAGUGUAAAGAAGAACUUUAUCAUUCGUUCAAAGGUUAUUCAAGGUGUAAGACGUUAUCUCGACAAUUUAGGUUUCAUUGAAGUCGAAACACCAAUGAUGAAUAUGAUCGCAGGUGGUGCCGCCGCUAAACCAUUCCUUACCCAUCACAACGCCCUCAACAUGGAUCUCUUUAUGAGAAUUGCACCAGAACUCUACCUUAAACAAUUGGUUGUCGGUGGUAUGGAUCGUGUCUAUGAAAUUGGUAAACAAUUCAGAAAUGAAGAUAUCGAUCACACCCAUAACCCAGAGUUCACCACUUGCGAGUUCUAUAUGGCAUACGCUGAUUAUAAUGAUCUCUACACCAUGACCGAACAAUUACUCCAAUCCAUCGUAAUGAGUAUCCAUGGUUCCCUCAAAAUUAAAUAUCACCCAGAUGGUCCAUCAGGUAAGGAAAUCGAAAUCGAUUUCUCUUCACCAUGGAGAAAGAUCGAUAUGAUUGCCGAUUUGGAAGCAAUCAUUGGUGAAAAGAUUCCAACCCCAUACACCAGUGAAGAAUGUCGUGAAUUUUUAGUUAAAACCUGUCGUGAACGUAAAGUUGAAUGCUCUGCUCCACAAACUACCGCUCGUUUAUUAGAUAAACUUGUUGGUGAAUAUUUAGAAGUACAAUGUAUCAAUCCAACCUUCAUCAUCAAUCAUCCAGAAAUUAUGUCACCACUCUCCAAAUAUCACAGAGAGAAACCACAAUUAACUGAACGUUUCGAACUCUUUGUCAACACCAAAGAAAUCUGUAAUGCUUACACCGAAUUAAAUAAUCCAUUCGUUCAAAUCGAACGUUUCGCUGAACAAGCUAAAGCUAAAGCUGCCGGUGAUGAUGAAUCUAUGCUUAUCGAUAAAGUUUUCACUACCUCACUCGAAUAUGGUCUUCCACCAACUGGUGGUUUCGGUCUUGGUAUCGAUCGUUUCGCUAUGUUAAUGUCUGAUACUUAUAACAUUAAAGAAGUUAUUCUUUUCCCAGCUAUGAAACCAGAACAAGUCUCCAAACCAGUCACUACCACCACUGCUGCCCCAACUACCACUGAAGCUCCAAAAUCAAAUUAA
Messenger RNA from Dictyostelium discoideum AX4, 1656 nucleotides. RefSeq names its product lysine-tRNA ligase (gene lysS). Gene Ontology annotation, molecular function: ATP binding; nucleotide binding; lysine-tRNA ligase activity. Gene Ontology annotation, cellular component: cytoplasm. Bases 1 to 1656 code for a protein of 551 amino acids. Gene Ontology annotation, biological process: lysyl-tRNA aminoacylation; tRNA aminoacylation for protein translation. The record is from RefSeq and is a predicted model, not a curated record. The transcript is spliced from 2 exons. NCBI's taxonomy places the organism in Eukaryota, Evosea, Eumycetozoa, Dictyosteliales, Dictyosteliaceae.